AUGAGGAGAAUUCAUGACCAGCACGCCGCAGAGAAAAACGCUAAAGAGGAGAAGUUGGCAGGGACGACGUAUGUAGCACUGACUGGGGACCAUUGGACAUCAGUCAACAACGAAAACUACCUCGGUGUUACUGCACACCUCAUCGAUGUGACGAAAACAGAGGAGCGUCACUUUGCCGAAGUGUGUGCCAGGCAGUUUCUCGACGUCGCUAAUCAGUGGGGGAUAGCUGACAAAAUCACCGCUAUUGGAACAGACAGCGCUCCAAACAUGAUAACUGCAGGGAGGAUACUGCCCUUCGAGCAUUUGCCCUGCAUCGCGCAUCUUUUACAGAGGGCCAUUGUUGUGUCUCUUCGGGAUGGUGGUUUUGAUGUUGUACUGGCCAAGUGUCGCAAAGUGGUGGGACAUUUCAAGCACAGUCUGGCCAACUCAGACGAGCUGAAUGCCCAGCAAGCCUCCCUUGGACAAGACCAGGAGCCACUCGUGCAAGACGUUCCCACACGCUGGAAUUCCACCCUCGAGAUGAUCAAGCGCGUGAGACGCAACAGAGACCCACUGCACUCAAUGCUGACCCAGCAGAAGCACAAUCUGACCCUCCCAACAAACUCUGAAUAUGAGAAGCUGGAAAAGCUGGAGAAACUCCUGGAGCCAUGCAGGUACAUCACUGAGCUCCUUGGUGGGGAAAAGUAUGUGUCCUGCUCUGUGGUUCUACCAGCCUUGUGCCACCUCCAGCAAGUGGUGAAGAUCUCAGAUGAUGAUCCUGCAUACACUGUGCGAUUCAAGACUGCCUUUACACAGGACCUCAACCAGCGGAAGGAGAAAACAAACCUGGAAUGGCUGAAGGUGGCAACUGCUCUGGAUCCACAAUUUAAGGACCGCAAGUGCCUGCCCAGAGCAGAGAGGCAGCCGGUGUGGGCAAAGCUGAGUGAGCUGGUGAAGGGAGAAGAACUUGCUCCGCAGCGGCCCAGGGAGGAGAACCCUGAGCCACCUAAGAAGAAAACAGCCUUCCUACUGAUGGGAUCCGAGUCGGAGUCGGAUGAGGAGACACCAGUAGACAAUGCUGUGGAGAGGUACAGGGUAGAGCCCAGUGCCACCUUGGAUCAGUGUCCACUGAAGUGGUGGUCAGAGCACACUGCUGUCUAUGGCAAGUUGGCCCACAUUGCCUGGAAGUACUUGGGGACUCCUGCCACAACUGUCCCAUGCGAGAAGCUGUUCUCUUUAGCAGGCCAUAUUGUACAGAAGAAGAGAUCAAGUUUGUCACCAGAAAAUGUGAACAAGCUGGUCUGCCUGAGUGAUUGGUGGAAGAAGGAGAAGUAGAGACUGGACUGGGAAUAAUAGAGACUGGAUUCAUUGCCUCAAGCCAUGUCAGACAGCUACUGACUGUUAAAGUAGUUUUUCAUGACCCA
Molecule: messenger RNA, 1403 nt
Organism: Epinephelus lanceolatus (giant grouper)
Lineage: Eukaryota; Metazoa; Chordata; Actinopteri; Perciformes; Serranidae
Source: RefSeq, a predicted model, not a curated record